AUGGAAACAGACGCAUCCAACGUUCCACUCCCUACAAAUGAAGAUCUCUCACCCACAGAACAAGAUUUACUAGAUGAAUAUGAACGAUUAGCAGAGAACAUGAAGACUCUAGCGCAUACACUCGAAACUCUCUCGAAUAACCCGACGGCAUUUAUACUAGAUAAUUUGCGCCAGUUGGAACGGAAGACGAGUUUGGUUUUUACGUUGUUGAAGGCGAGUGUUUAUAGUAUUGUUUUGCAGCAGCAGAUUAGUGAGGAGAGGGGUGGUGGGGAUGAAGGGGAAGGUGGGAGUGAGGAGGGGGAGGAGAGGUAUGAGUAG
Sclerotinia sclerotiorum 1980 UF-70 is the source of this 318-nucleotide messenger RNA. RefSeq lists its product as hypothetical. The transcript is spliced from 2 exons. Gene Ontology annotation, biological process: attachment of spindle microtubules to kinetochore. The coding region runs from base 1 to 318 and encodes 105 amino acids. Gene Ontology annotation, cellular component: DASH complex; mitotic spindle. The record is from RefSeq and is a predicted model, not a curated record. NCBI's taxonomy places the organism in Eukaryota, Fungi, Ascomycota, Leotiomycetes, Helotiales, Sclerotiniaceae.